Messenger RNA from Esox lucius (northern pike), 9363 nucleotides. RefSeq names its product thrombospondin, type I, domain containing 7Ba (gene thsd7ba). Gene Ontology annotation, biological process: actin cytoskeleton organization. The record is from RefSeq and is a predicted model, not a curated record. Bases 130 to 5508 code for a protein of 1792 amino acids. The transcript is spliced from 29 exons. NCBI's taxonomy places the organism in Eukaryota, Metazoa, Chordata, Actinopteri, Esociformes, Esocidae. Gene Ontology annotation, cellular component: plasma membrane.
GCAAGCCAGUCAGUAGACAGGGUGAUCAUCGUGGAAUUAUCUGAACUCUCUGAUGGGGGAGUUAUAGUCACUCACUUUCACAGACCAGCCUGCCUGAGGAGUAAGAGAAAGCAGUCAACUGGCUGGACUAUGAUGGUUAAAGAUGGCUGUGAUAUCCUUGCCUGGAUAUGGCGAUACAGGAACUACUGCAUCCUCUUCCUUUCGCUUAUCGCGUCUCAUGUCCAGUCAGACAUCGAGUUUACCAAGGACAAACACUUUUCCUGGAAAACAGGUCAGUGGGGAAGGUGCCUGGGGGAAGAGUGUGGUUCUGGAGGGGUCCAGACCAGGACAUUAUGGUGUGUUCACUCAGAAGGCUGGACCAGCCACCACUCCAACUGCCCCCAUGCAGAGCAGCCAGAAAGCCAGCGACCCUGCUUCAAGGUGUGUGAGUGGCACCAGGACCUGUUUGAGUGGGAGGUGUCUGAUUGGGCCACCUGUGUCCUGAUCCCAUUUCCCCACAACCAGGUGAAACUGAGGACGGGAGAGUGCAUUACAGCUCAACACGGCAUUCAGAGACGUUCAGUACAGUGUGUUAGAACAUCCAACCGCACUUCGGUAAUGUCGCGCAUCUGUGAGUUCUUUUCUCAUAAGCCCGAGAUGGAACAGGCGUGUCUCAUCCCAUGUCCACAGGACUGUGUGGUGUCUGACUUCUCCUAUUGGUCCUCCUGCAGUAAGACUUGUGGGACAGGGCUUCAGCAUCGGACUAGAGAUGUCCUGGCCACGCCCAUGUAUGGGGGUGCAGACUGCCCCAACUUGACACAUACCAGGCCCUGUUCCAACCCGCUGCCCUGCCCUCCAGGAGAACAGCAUCAGUACAGCCUGAAAGUGGGGCCUUGGAGUGACUGUUGGCAACCACAGGAUAAGGUGGUCUGGCAAAGUGGCAGGACCAUGCUGGAUUUUAGCUCCAGUUCUAAGGAUAACUUAGUGAAGCAACACACCCAAAGCUUGCACCACGUACCUCACCACCCAAAGUCCUGGGACAUGGAGCUGGGUUACCAAACACGGCAGGUCCGAUGCACCAGGAGUGACGGGAGGAGCGCCAUGCUAAGCCUCUGCACCCAGGACCACACCCCAGUGAACUAUCAGACCUGCAUCAUGCCCAAACACUGUGAGAUAUCUGAUUGGUCCUCGUGGAGUCCAUGUUCCAAGACCUGCCGUUGUCAGGACCUGUUGCCUGGCUACAGGAUAAGGACCAGACACAUGAAGCAGAUCCCUAUUGGGGGAGGGAAGCAAUGUCCUGCCCUGGAGGAGAAAGAGGCUUGCAACAUCAUCGGAGAUCUGCUUCCACAUUGUCCGAGAUAUGUGUGGAAGAGUACUGCCUGGGGAGAUUGUCGUGUUGCCCCUCUGCUGAGCCAACAGGACAGACGGCUCGGUAAUGUUUCUGGACUCUGUGGAGGAGGAGUCCAAACUAGGGAGAUCUACUGUGUCCAGGUCCCGGAACACCAAUCACGCCAGAAAGAUGACACAGACUCAUUUAACCUCUCAGACCUCCCAGCUCAACACCUUCUUGACCACCCAGCUCAACAACUCCCAAACCACCCAGCUCAACAUCUCCCAGACAUCCCAGCUCAACACCUCCCAGACCUCCCAGCUCAACACCUUCUUGACCACCCAGCUCAACAACUCCCAAACCACCCAGCUCAACAUCUCCCAGACAUCCCAGCUCAACACCUCCUAGACAACCCAACUCAACUCAUCAUAGACCAUCCAGUCCAACACCUCUUGAAACAUGGAGCUCAACACCUCCUGGAACAAGCAACUCAACACUUCCAAGACAAAUCGCACCCAGCUCAACACAUAUCAGACCAAACAGCUCCACAUCACAGGAAAGAAGUGUCCAGGCCUGUGAAUGGUCGUCUGUGUGCAGGUUCUGAUAUCCCAUCAUCUGUGCAGCGCUGCUCCAUCCUGUGUCCUCAGCCCUGUCUGCUCUCCUCCUGGUCCUCUUGGGGAACCUGUCUCCACGACAACUGCCUUGAGCCUCAGGGGAGGAAAGGUUUCAGACAGAGGAGAAGACAGGUGUUGUGGGAGCCACUUGGCGUUCCAGAGUCAUGUCCCCACCUGUUGGAGUCCAUUCCCUGUGAGGAUCCCAUCUGUUACAUGUGGCGGGUGGAGACGGGGGGCAGGUGCAUCCCUAGCUCAGGAACCUGUGGUCCUGGCAGCGUGGCUCAGAGACGGGUUUGUGUCAAUGAUCAAGGUGUGGAUGUGUCCAAUGGCCAGUGUCCAGAUCCCGCUCCCUCCCCUACGGUUCCCUGUGAGGUGUCUUGUCCUGGAGACUGUGUUAUUAGCUCCUGGUCCUCCUGGUCCUCCUGCUCCACCUCCUGUUCCAGCAAAAAUUCUGAGGGCAGACAGAGACGUUCCCGCACCAUGCUGGCUCUCCCUGGAGAAGGUGGUAAAGAUUGUCCAGCGUCUUCUGCUCUGAAAGAGUGGAGAGAGUGUAACAACCACCCCUGUGUUGUUUUCCACUGGGAGGCCACCUCAUGGGGACCCUGCAUAGAGAACUCCAGUAUGAGUCUAAAUAGAACCUUCCUGGAGAACGGAACUGUCACCUGUGCUGUGGGAGUCCAGAACCGUAAAGUGACCUGCAUCAAGAUGAACGUUGGACAGGUUAUCAGCAAAAGGUGUUUAGACUCUGCCAGACCAGAUGGUGUCCGGCCCUGCCUGCUACCCUGCAGGAGAGACUGCAAAGUGACGCCCUUCAGUGAAUGGACCACCUGUCCUGGUAGCUGUCUGCCAGCCAACUCCACGAUUCCCACACAGUCUCGCUACAGGACCAUCAUCCAUAGAUCAGCUAAUGGAGGCCAGGAAUGUCCAGACACACUGUAUGAGGAGAGAGACUGUGAAGCCCUGCCCCAAUGCCCAAGCUACAGGUGGCAGACCCACAGAUGGCAGCUUUGUAGCUUAGUGCCUGACUCAAUACGUCAGGGGAAGGCUGGACCAACAGAACCCUGUGGUGAUGGACUGGAGGCACGAGGUGUAAGCUGCAUUGGGGAGGAUGAGGAGCAGGUGGACAUGGAUUUGUGUCUUCAGUGGGGGGGCGCCAUGCCCCCCAGGACUAGACCUUGUAGGAUCCCCUGUAAGGAUGACUGCACCUUCACCACGUGGUCUAAGUUCUCGGAGUGCUCCGGCUGUGGAACAUUUAGAAGCAGAAAAAGAUCCCUGACAGGUCGCAGUAAGAAGAGGGAUCACUGUCUAAGGGCGGAGCUAUACCCCCUACUGGAGACAGAGGCAUGUUCGUGCAAUGACUUCCUGUCCCAGCCGUUUGGUAACUGGUCCUCCUGCAUCCUGCCUGAAUCCAUUACACCGGGCUUCCCUCUGGGCGUGAGGCAGUCUGGACACCUGGACCAAAGAGAGUGUGGUCAUGGACGACGCUAUAGAGCUGUGACCUGCCUGGACUGGCAAGGUCGUCCGGUCAGUCCCUCCCUCUGUUCUGAGUCAGGAUAUGUGGAAGAGGCAUGCCAUGUGCCAUGUCCACUGGACUGUAAGCUCAGCGAUUGGUCCCCUUGGUCCCCCUGUAGUACUCCCUGUGGCGGAGGACUGAAGAUCAGGUCCAAGUGGCUCAGAGAGAAAUCUUUCAAUGGAGGCCGACCCUGUCCCAAACUGGACCUAAAAAAUCAGGCUCAGGUGUAUGAGGCGAUUCCAUGUCAAUCUGCCUGCAGGCAGUUUGAGUGGGUGGUAGAGGCCUGGUCAACCUGUACUAUCAACACUGUGACUGAGGCAUCUGCCUGUGGGGAGGGGCUGCAGAGCCGCACAGUCAGGUGUGCGCGGCGCAGCACCAGUGGUCAGGAGACCAAUGAGAGUCUGGAGGUGAGCAGUGAUGGUCAGGUUGUUACUGUAGGUCGGAAUGGUACUGUGGGUCAGGUCAAUAGUCUGGAUGACAGCCUAUGUAACCAGGAGGAUCCAAUGCCUGUCAGAACGCAGACCUGCAUCCUGCCCUGCCCGGGCGACUGUGUGAUGUCACAAUGGGGUUCCUGGAGUUCGUGUCCUCUGUCAUGUGACCCAACUGAGUCAAGAAGAAGGAGAAGACAUGUCUUGCGUCUCCCGUCCCCAGAGGGAACUUGUCCUGAAGACAUCCAGACAGAGGCUUGUGUCCUCAACUCAACGUGUUUCAUCUACCACUACAAUGUCUCAGAUUGGAGCUCAUGCCAGCUGAGCGAGAUGGCUGUGUGUGGUCCAGGAACCAGGUCUCGUCUCCUAGAUUGUGUUCGGAGUGAUGGAAAGGUGGUGGAGCUCAGCGUGUGUGAGCAGUUUGGUCAGGUGAACACAUGGAGGCUGUCAGAAGGCUGUGAUGUGGAGUGUCCAGUCAACUGUGUGCUCUCUGAUUGGUCCACCUGGUCAGAGUGCUCCCACACCUGUGGUCACCAAGGUCAAAUGUUGCGUUCUCGCAGCAUUCUGCAGUCGGCCCACAAGGAGGGACGUCCAUGUCCAUCUCAGCUGCUCCACACUCGGUCCUGUCCCAUUCGACCCUGCUACAGCUGGCUACUGGGAGACUGGUCACUCUGCCACGUCGAGGGAGCAGACUGUGGUGAAGGGGUCCGACAGAGAAACCUGACCUGUAUUGUCCACUGGGGGGACUGGCCCCAACAAGAGUCCUCCUUAACCAGACCACGGCCGUCCUUGGCAGCUAAUCCCACUCAUACCUAUUCAGCCCAACCUUCCUAUUUUCCUGGACCUGUGGAGGACCGGCAUUGUGGAGAUAAGCUGAGGAAGAUGAGUGAGCAGGAGCUGGUGCUGCCAUGUUCAGUACCCUGUCCAGGAGAUUGCCACAUGACAGAGUGGUCGUCAUGGAGCUCCUGUCAGCUGACCUGUCUGGAGAGGCGAAGCUUUGAGACAAUUGGCCGGCAGACACGUUCCAGAGCUGUGGUGGUUCAGGUGCUGGAGAACCAGGAGAACUGCCCUCAGCAGGGGUUUGAGACACGACCCUGUAAAGGCGGGACAUGCCACACUUACGAAUGGAGGACCAGCGGAUGGAAUGGCAAUGAAAGAGUGGUGUGGUGUCAGCGAUCUGACGGAGUCAAUGUUACAGGGGGAUGCUUCCUACAGAAUCGACCUACGACCGUCAGACACUGCCAUCCUCCCUGUUCCAAGCCCUUCUCCCACUGUACCCCAAGUGGUGUGUGUGGGUGUGAAAAAGGCUACAUUGAGGUGAUGACCACACAUGGUUUCCUGGACUACUGCACCAGGACCCCUGGGAUCCACAACAAGAAGGCAGAUGUUAAGACCAACUCUGGCCUCUUGAAACCUGGACCUUCUCAUAUACAAGACUUCUUCAGUGAUUGGAGCCUGCAGCCAAUUGGACCAGAUGGAAGAGUCCAGCUGUGGGCCUAUGGGGUGACUGCGGCUGGAUUCCUUCUCAUAGUGUUCAUCAUUGCAUUAUCAUUCCUGCUCUGCAAAGCUCCGAAACCAACCAGCAGCCCCUGUCCACCUCAGAAACCUCUAACUUUGGCUUAUGACGGAGACAUGGACAUGUAACCUUGAUGACUGGGGAUUUGGACACGUAACCAUGGUGACCGGGGACAUGGACAUGUAACCACCAUGACCCUGGCCAAUGACAGGACAUGGACUUGUAACCAUAGUUACUGGGGGAUAUGGGCAUGUAACUAUGGUGACGGGGGACAAGAGCAUGUAACUUUGUACCUCAACAGUAUCCAACCCUCUUACAUCAACAUGGUCUCUUGGUAUACCUCAACCAGUUAAAGGGUCACUCAGUUAAAGGGUAGGGUUAACAAGAAAAAGGUUUAGGGUCAACCGGUUAAAGGGUCAGCUAGUUAAUGAUUUGGGUCAACCAGUUAAAGGGUUAGGGGAACCAGUUAAAGGGUAGGGUUAACUAGUAAAAGGUUUAGGGUCAACCCGUUAAAGGGUCAGCUAGUUAAUGAUUUGGGUCAACCAGUUAAAGGCUCAAUCAGUCAAAAGGGGUAGGACCUGAAAAUUGAUCUCUGACAUUAUCUUGACAAGAAUUAAUCAAACUUUAGGAGAGUUUCUCUUCUGCAUUAUUUAAGAUUGAGUGUCGCCUUGGUAACGUCCAAAAGUGGAAGUUAGUCCACAGGCUCUCUCUUUCCAUUUCCCCUAAUAACCAGAACUUCUGCUUAUCAGAGUAGCACCACAGUGGUAUACCAGACAGAAGGACACGGUUAGAAUAAACAAGGCAGAGGGACACGGUUAGAAUAAACAAGGCAGAGGGACACAGUUAGAAUAAACAAGGCAGAGGGACACAGUUAGAAUAAACAAGGCAGAGGGACACGGUUAGAAUAAACAAGGCAGAGGGACACGGUUAGAAUAAACAAGGCAGAGGGACACGGUUAGAAUAAACAAGGCAGAGGGACACGGUUAGAAUAAACAAGGCAGAGGGACACGGUUAGAAUAAACAAGGCAGAGGGACACGGUUAGAAAAGCAUGCCGAGGGAUAGGGUUUGUGUAACCCAGUGUUAGGGUUAGGGUAAUCCAGGGUUAGGGUUAGAGUAAACCAGGGUGAGGGUAAACUAGGGUGAGAGUAAACCAGGGUUAGGGUAAACCAGCAUUAGGGUUAGGUUAAACCAGGGUUAGGGUAAACCAGCAUUAGGGUUAGGUUAAACCAGGGUUAGGGUAAACCAGGGUGAGGGUUAGGUUAAACCAGGGUGAGGGUUAGGUUCAACCAGGGUUAGGUUAAACCAGGGUGAGGGUAAACUAGGGUGAGAGUAAACCAGGGUGAGGGUUAAGGUACUCCAGGCAGACUUCAGGUGGGUGUUCCUCAUGGUCAUAUCAGCAUCAGCAUCUGAAAAUGAAACUUGAUAUGCUGUACCUUAAUUCAUAUAGCAGGAAAAUAAUCCUGCAGCCACAGGAAAUGGAAAUUGCUGUGAGUGUUAUAAUUACAUGAUAUUUUCUGUGGGGGUUGAUUAAAAAAGGUUUUAAUUAAAAGAGCAAAGUUUUGAACAAAGUUUUUCAACGUGAAUACUCUGCAAGUCUGCAUUACCUGCUAUGCAGGAAAAUUACUGUACUUCAACAACAGGAUAAUAAAAUUAAGAUACUGCAUCUAUAUGUGAGAACAGACCGGAAUCAUGGCACUCAAAGAGGUGAUGGAAUGUGGACUGAUAAAAUGUGACAUUGUACCUGAAAAGCUUUCAUCAGCCUGUGACAUUCGGAUGAUUUUAGGUUGCUGUGGGGAUGAACGGAACACAGUGAAUUUUUUGAAGCGAGAAACAGAAGCUCUUAUCUAUGCACUAUAUUAGUGCUGAUCCAUAGUUUUUUUUAGUGUUUUCAUUGUACUGCAAGUUUCAGCUGUGAAAUAGUCAUUUAUUUGAAGAUGUAAUAUUUAGGAUGUGUACUUUCUGAUUUGUAAUAGUAAACCAAUUCCACACCGCUAGAGUUCUGUCAUAAUGAAGAAGAGACAGAGCGCUGGUCUAACACCAACACAAUGCUGAAACAGUAGAAAUUCAUAUGAUUACAUAAUUGCAUAGACAGUAUGGUAAUUAUCAUAUCACUUUCAGAAGACAGAGAGAGGUUCAACCUUCUUGAUAGUGCCCAAACUCAUUAAUAAUUGUUUUCCCUUUUCUACUAAAUUGUUUUACUGAGACAUUGUGUGAUAUUUGGAAAGUAAUCGUUUGUGGUAAAGUGUACCCCUACUGUUUGGCGUAUGACAGAACAUGACGAGAAUGGAAUAUGAUGUGAUAAUGUGGAAUAGGUUGUGAGAAUGUGGAAUAUGAUAUGAUAAUGUGGAAUAGGUUGUGAGAAUGUGGAAUAUGAUGUGAGAAUGUGAAAUAUGAUGGGAGAAUGGAAUAUGACGUGAGAAUGUGGAAUAUGACAUGAGAACAUGGAGUAUGAUGUGAGGAUGUGGAAUAUGAGGUGAGAAUGUGUAAUAUGACGUGAGUAUGGAAUAUGACGUGAGAAUGUGGAAUAUGACAUGAGAACAUGGAGUAUGAUGUGAGGAUGUGGAAUAUGAGGUGAGAAUGUGUAAUAUGACGUGAGUAUGGAAUAUGACGUGAGACUGUGGAAAGUGACAUGAGGAUGUGAAAUAUAACGUGAGAAUGUGGAAUAUGAUGUGAGGAUGUGGAAUAUGACAGGAGAAUGUGGAAUAUGACGAGUGAAUGUGGAAUAUGACGUGAAACUAUAUAGUGUGAAGUGAGAAUUUGGAAUGUGAAGUGAGAAUGUGGAAUAUCACUUGAGGAUGUGGAAUAUGUCAUUAGAAUGUGGAAUAUGAUGUGAUAAUGUGGAAUAUGAUGUGAUAAUGUGGAAUAUGACGUGGGAAUGUGGAAAAUUACUUGAGAAUGUGGAAUGUAACGUGAGAAUGUGACAUGAGAAUGUGCAAUAGGACAUGAGAAUGUGGAAUGUGACGUGAGAAUGUGGAACGUGACAUGAGAAUGUGGAAUGUGACGUGAGAAUGUGGAAUAGGACGUGAGAAUGUGGAAUGUAAUGUGAGAAUGUGAAAUGUCACGUGAGAAUGUGAAAUGUGACGUGAGAAUAUGGAAUAGGACGUGAGAAUGUGGAAUGUGACGUGAGAAUGUGGAAUGUGUUGUGAGAAUGCGGAAUAUGAAGAGUACGGAUAACAUUUUUGGCUUUAGUUAAAUAAAAAUUAUAGUAUUUAACGAUUUAAUGAAUGGUUACAUUUGUAAUUUUUUUUAACCAUUCAUUUAAUGUUAUUAAAUUCCUUUAGUAUUUCGUUUAUACAACCCGCCCCAUUUGGGCAGCUGCAAGUAUGACUAAAGCACAAAAUGUGACAAUGCAGAUACUGUUUGUACCAGCUGAGAACCUGUGGUACCACAUAACUGCUGAUAGUUUAGGUACCAGAUUAGAACCUGUGGUACCACAUAACUGCUGAUAGUUUAGGUACCAGAUUAGAACCUGUGGUACCACAUAACUGCUGAUAGUUUAGGUACCAGAUUAGAACCUGUGGUACCAAAUAACUGCUGAUAGUCUAGGUACCAGAUUUGAACCUGUGGUACCACAUAACUGCUGAUAGUUUAGGUACCAGAUUAGAACCUGUGGUACCAGAUAACUACUGAUAGUUUAGGUACCAGAUUUGAACCUGUGGUACCACAUAACUGCUUAUAGUUUAGGUACCAGAUUAGAACCUGUGGUUCCAGAUAACUGGUGAUGUUUUGGUACCAGAUUCGAACCAGUGGUACCAGCUCUCAUCUUGACUAUGACAUUGACCUGUGUGGUUCUAUUUGCCUCUGUUGUCUUGAAUGGAGAAUGAACAUCACAUGCAUUUGUGAACUAUUUUAACUUUGAAUGUCUCUUUCAACAGUUAUAAAUCUAUAAUGGGUGUUGAGACUUUUGUGUUUUUUGCUAACAAGGCAUCCAGCAGUGAGUCUACACAACCUGGAGCACUUAUGCAUGUUUGAUCAGUUUCGA